ACAACCCAAAAAAAGAAAAAAGAGAUCAGAGAGAGAGAGCUCGAACUGUACAGUGGCUAUGGCCGCCACCGCCAUUCUCGCCAUUUCUCUCUCUCUCAUUCUUCUUCUUCUUCUUCCUCCGGUUUCGUCUCAGUGCCGCCGGCCGCCGGUCAUUUUCAACUUCGGCGAUUCCAACUCCGACACCGGCGGCCUCGUCGCCGGCAUUGGCUUCCCGGUUCUUUCUCCCAACGGCCGCUCCUUUUUCCGCCGAUCCACCGGCCGCCUCUCCGACGGCCGCCUCCUCAUCGACUUCCUCUGUGAGAGUUUGAACACAAACUUGUUAAAUCCCUAUAUGGAUUCAUUAGCAGGAUCAAAUUUCAGAAAUGGGGCAAACUUUGCAAUUGUGGGAUCUUCCACUCUCCCCAAAUAUGUUCCUUUUUCACUCAACAUUCAGAUMAUGCAAUUCAUUCACUUCAAGGCUCGURCUCUCGAACUUCUUAAUGCGAAUGCGGGUAAUGGGAAUUUGAUUGACGAUAACGGGUUUAGGAACGCAUUGUAUAUGAUCGACAUUGGCCAAAAUGACAUAGCUAACUCUUUCUCCAAAAAUCUUUCCUACUCCCAAGUGGUUAAGCAAAUCCCAUCAGUCAUUUUUGAAAUCAAGAAUGCUGUGAAGGCUUUGUAUGAUCAAGGGGGAAGGAAGUUUUGGAUACACAACACAGGGCCAUUAGGUUGCCUGCCUCAAAAGCUCUCAUUGUUCCACACGAAAGAUCGCGACCCACAUGGAUGCAUUUCGAUCUUCAAUGCCGCAGCAACAUUGUUCAACAUGGAAUUAAGUCAUUUAUGCCGGGAAAUGAGAUCCGAAAUGAAGGAUGCAAGCAUCGUCUACGUUGAUAUCUACGCUAUCAAAUAUGAUCUCAUCGCCAACUCCUCAUCACAUGGUUUCCCCAAUCCUCUGAUGGCGUGUUGUGGCGCGGGAGGACCCCCAUACAACUACGACAUCAGAGUGACAUGUGGUCAACCWGGAUAUGAAGUUUGCAGUGAAGAUUCCAAGUUCAUAAGUUGGGAUGGGAUUCAUUACACAGAAGCAGCAAACAAGAUUGUGGCUUCCAAACUACUUUCAACAGCUUAUUCAACACCACCUUUGCCUUUUGAUUUCUUUUGCCACAACUGAUCUUUCAAAUUCAUGUCAUCAAGAAAAAACACAAACUUUCUCCAACUGUUACUUCAUUUUGAGAAGUUUUGGAGGUAAUAAAUUCUUUGCAAAUGCAUUGAAAAUGGAAA
Molecule: messenger RNA, 1260 nt
Organism: Momordica charantia (bitter melon)
Lineage: Eukaryota; Viridiplantae; Streptophyta; Magnoliopsida; Cucurbitales; Cucurbitaceae
Product: GDSL-like Lipase/Acylhydrolase superfamily protein
Cellular component (GO): chloroplast stroma
Molecular function (GO): hydrolase activity, acting on ester bonds
Source: RefSeq, a predicted model, not a curated record